Messenger RNA from Nannizzia gypsea CBS 118893, 1524 nucleotides. Its product is annotated as MKI67 FHA domain-interacting nucleolar phosphoprotein. The transcript has 3 exons. The record is from RefSeq and is a predicted model, not a curated record. NCBI's taxonomy places the organism in Eukaryota, Fungi, Ascomycota, Eurotiomycetes, Onygenales, Arthrodermataceae. Gene Ontology annotation, cellular component: nucleolus. Gene Ontology annotation, molecular function: RNA binding. Bases 1 to 1524 code for a protein of 507 amino acids. Gene Ontology annotation, biological process: maturation of LSU-rRNA from tricistronic rRNA transcript (SSU-rRNA, 5.8S rRNA, LSU-rRNA).
AUGGCUCCAGAGAAGAAGGCCACCAAGCGCAAAGCGCCCGCGACGGCCACUGCUGCUCCUGCAGUGAGCGAACACCCGCCGUCAAAAAAGUCCAAGAAGACACAGGAAAAGCCUGUAAAUACGGAAACCAUUAAAGUGAAGGCCUCCAGCUCCAAGUCUAAAAAAGAAAAUUCCACGGUCAAUGGAGCCAAAUCAGAGAAAUUACCUGUUAAGGUCGACAAGAAGCCAGCGAAGGAAUUGAAGCCCCGCAAACGCGCCGCGGAUUUCUUGAGCGAUGAUGAAGAAGAGGCUGAGAAGGAGGUAGUCUCUAAGCCUAAGGCUGAAAAGAAGGAAACGCAGCCAAAGAAGAAAGCCAAAUCCGAGAAGCCUGCUGCCAGUGCUGAGCUCAAGGAGAAAAGCUCUGCUACCGCGGAAAAGAAAAAGAAGACCAAAUCCAAAACCAAGGAGGUUGAGAAGGAGCCUGAAGAAGUUUCCGAGCCUGUAGAUGAAGAGCAGGUUUCUCCCAUUUCUGAUGCGGACUCGGACGACGAGGUUGAAGAUGACCAAACUCUUGCAUUGAUCCGUGGAUUCGAGAGCAGCGGAGACGAGGAUGCGUCAGAAGACGAAGGCUUUGAGCCAGGCCAAGAGGUUCCAAAGAUCCCUGACUCUAAAAAGGCCAUGAAGGCAAUUCGAAAGAAGAAGAAAGAGAACUCUGAACCGGAGGAACCUGGCACCGUAUACGUUGGGCGAAUCCCACAUGGUUUCUACGAAGAUGAGAUGCGCGCCUAUUUCUCACAGUUCGGAGAGAUCUCACGCCUACGCCUCUCGCGCAAUCGUACGACCGGUAAAUCGAAACAUUAUGCCUUCAUCGAAUUCACAUCCACCUCAGUUGCCAAAGUUGUUGCUGCCACGAUGCAAAAUUACCUCAUGUUCGGCCACAUCUUGAAAUGCAAGUACAUACCCAACGACAAAGUUCAUCCGGCAAUGUGGAAGGGAGCCAAUCGCCGCUUCAAGAAGACACCAUGGAACCAGAUUGAAAAGCGACGACUUGAUGCCGGAAAGUCACGCGACGGCUGGUCAAAGGCCAUUUCCAAGGAGAGCUCUAAACGAGCUAAGAAGGCUGAGAAGAUGAAAGCUUUGGGCUACGAGUAUGAGAUUCCGACUUUGAAAUCUGUGGAGGAGGUUCCGGUCGCCCCUACUGUUCAAGAUCAGAUCGAAGAAGGCACUACUGCUCCCAUUGCUGCGAUUGAGGACAAGAAGGACGAGACUCUCAAGAAGAAAGAGUCAAAGAGCAAAGCUGAGGCUAAAGAUAAAACCGUGACAAAUGGAAAGGCGAGCAAGGAGAAAAAGACCGAAGCUGAGCCUGCCGAAACAGGAAAGAAGUCUGCUGAGAAAAAGGAGGCGAAGAAGCCUAAGAAGAAGGUCGUGAACGACACUCCCGCUACCUCUGAGAAGCCCACCAAAGUCGAAAAACAGCCAAAGAGUGCCCCCAAGGCUAAGAAAGUGGAGGAAAAGCCCAAGAAGGUGAAGAAGGCCAAGGCGUAA